CACAAAGUCAGAAACCCCGCCUAUUUCUACAAUUUAUAUUCUUAAAAUUUGAUUUUAAAACCCUACUUUAACCCCACUGCUAACCCUGACCUUAAAUUAACAACAACAAAAAACACCAACAAUAUAAUAAUCAUGAAUAUUUACGAUAUAGAACAAUUUGGACAUUGUGGGUGUGGUAACCGAAGUAAACUAGCUAGCAUGCAAAGUCAUCAGAUGUUUAGUUAGUCAACCGAUCCACAAACUAUUGGAAUGUACGCAAUGUUCUUCUGAGAAAUAGACUUGUUGACAAGUCAAUUCAAUAACUUCACAGAGUGGCGGGGAUGUUGAAUCAAAAUGGGAAACAUUUUCACCAGAAAGAGACGCACACGAAUCACAGAGCAGGACAGGGCAGUUUUGCAACUGAAACAGCAGAGAGAUAAGUUAAAGCAGUAUCAGAAGAGAAUCACCCUGCAGCUGGAGAAGGAGAGGAAUCUAGCCAAGCAGCUGCUGAAAGAUGGCAAGAAAGAGAAGGCCCUCCUCUUGCUCAAAAAGAAGAGAUACCAGGACCAGCUCCUGGACAAGACAGAGAACCAGAUAAGUAACCUGGAGCGAAUGUGUCAAGACAUUGAGUUUGCCCAGAUUGAGAUGAAGGUCGUUGAAGGUCUUAAAGUUGGAAACGACUGCCUGAAGUCAUUGCAUGAGGCGAUGUCCAUCGAGGAUGUGGAGAGAAUUAUGGAUGAGACCCAAGAAGGCAUUGAAUACCAGAGGGAAAUAGAUGAGAUGCUGGCAGGUUCCCUGACACAGGAGGAUGAAGAUGCUGUACUGGCUGAACUGGAGGCCAUCACUCAGGGAGAGCUUGACCUACCCGAGGUACCUGAUGAGUCCCUGCCAGACGUCCCAGAGGCAGCUGAUGAAGAACCAGAGCCAGGUCAAGAGAGGGAGAGGCCAAGGAAGAAGCAGGAACGAGGGAUGUUGGCUGUCUAGGGGCCUGUCUUUUCGCCAGGUGACUCUGUGGGUCUUGGUACACCGGCCACUAUAUCCCCCUCAUAGGGGUCUCAUGCCCCCCCCACACACACAAAACCACAAAAAGAUUAUCUUCACCAUCUCUUCCAGUCCCUCGCCUCCAAUACUGAACUUCCUGGUGCCCUGCUAAGCCUUGGCUUUGUGAGCCCCAAUACUGCUUUAUAAUCCUCUUCUGGAUUCAACCACCCCAUCACUCCAACCAGGGUCAAGGACUUUAUUUUUCACAUCAUUGCCUGCAGGUUCUCCCAUUUUUUUUGUGCAUGUUUAGGGCCUAUUUAGACACAUUAAUGAAGAAAUUAGUGGUUUGAUUUAGAUAAUAUUGUGCCUAUUGCCUAAGUCCCGUGACUGGUAUGUUUUAAAAAAAAAUCUUCUGUGAACGAACAAAUUAUGUAAUUAACAGACAAAUUAAUGCAUGUGUCUUUUUUUUCCAUUUUUUUCUUACUUUUCAACCUUUUGUGGCUCAGGCCUACUAUCUGACCACAGAGCACAUUGUCUUUGGGAGGAAUAGACAUGCAAGACUGUCUUUCAAAAUCAUUACUGUUGGGAUGGCUUUCAGAAUCUUGCCUUGUCUUAGUUAAGAAUGUCUUGAUUGCUGCCAAACUGUCAAUAAUGGAUAUGACUUUGGCUUUGGUUUCAACUUGUUGAUUGUGGAGUAAAAUCCUUAGUAGUACUGACCUAUUUGCUAAAGCCUCCAUUUCAUGUAAAUUCUAUGUUCUUCCUCGCUGUGCAAAAGUUUAACUAAUCUAAUGCUCCAGUAGCGUUGGCUUGGGAAUUAGUUCAGUGUCAUUGGGGGAAAGGAAGGUCUAAUUGUAUUGUCAGUGGGCUUACUAACUUAACUCUGACCGAGCCUGAUGUCCUAGCUAUCCAGUGACUGUUAUGGUAUCAUAUUGGGUCUGUUUCACUAUGAGGUGUGAUUUUGGGUUGUUAUCUGUCUGGAUCUGUAAUAUGUUACUGGCAUAUCAUGAUAUUGGGUUGUUAUCUGUCUGGAUCUGUAAUAUGUUACUGGCAUAUCAUAUCAUGAUAUUGGGUUGUUAUCUGUCUGGAUCUGUAAUAUGUUACUGGCAUAUCAUGAUAUUGGGUUGUUAUCUGUCUGGAUCUGUAAUAUAUUACUGGCAUAUCAUGAUAUUGGGUUGUUAUCUGUCUGGAUCUGUAAUAUAUUACUGGCAUAUCAUGAUAUUGGGUUGUUAUCUGUCUGGAUCUGUAAUAUAUUACUGGCAUAUCAUGAUAUUGGGUUGUUAUCUGUCUGGAUCUGUAAUAUAUUACUGGCAUAUCAUGAUAUUGGGUUGUUAUCUGUCUGGCUCUGUAAUAUGUUACUGGCAUAUCAUGAUAUUGGGUUAUCUGUCUGGCUCUGUAAUAUAUUACUGUCAUAUCAUAUCUCGUAGCGCAUUAGGUAUUUAUCUGAAAUGGAGGGCCUACAAAUAAAAGAUAAGCACUAGCCAUAUUUAAUAGAAUAUGUAAGUGGCUUAUGAACCACUUUAUGUAUAGUGUAAAGUAAGUCUCUCUGAGACAGUGACACUCUUGAUAAUGACCGUGGUGACCAUUUCCCAGUGGUAUCAUAUUGACAGACCUGUGGCGUGUCUAUACGAAAUGUACCAUGUUGUAAUUCUGGAACAAUACAAAGUAUUUUUUUAAAGGUGCUGUUUGACCAGCGUGUUGUUAUUAACAAACACUAGGUGGCAGCAAAUAGCAGUUUAUGAUUUUACCUGUUGAUAAGCAAUACCUUUGCAUACAUUGGUUAGUAAACAUAUUGUGUGGAUUCGGA
Molecule: messenger RNA, 2764 nt
Organism: Oncorhynchus tshawytscha (Chinook salmon)
Lineage: Eukaryota; Metazoa; Chordata; Actinopteri; Salmoniformes; Salmonidae
Product: charged multivesicular body protein 6
Exons: 8
Coding region: 334-963 (209 amino acids)
Biological process (GO): late endosome to vacuole transport via multivesicular body sorting pathway; vesicle budding from membrane
Cellular component (GO): multivesicular body; ESCRT III complex
Source: RefSeq, a predicted model, not a curated record